AUGAGUCCUGAACUUCAAAGGCAACAUGAGAAUAUGGAUUCUUGCACCAUUAUCUUGCAUCUCAGGGAGCUGUUUUACUCUCAAGGUAGGUCUGAGAGGUAUGAGACAUCUAAGGAAUUGUUUUGCUAUAAGAUGGUAGAAGGCUUUUCAGUUCCUGUUCACGUUCUGAAGAUGAUUGGCUAUAUUGAAAAAUUGGGCCACUUGGGCAUUGCCAUGGACCAUGAGUUGAGUAUUGACUUAGUCUUACAGUUCUUAUCACCCAGCUUUUCACAUUCUGUUUUGAAUUUUAAUGUGAACAAGCUGGAUCUUUCUUACCUAAGUUGCUUGUUGCUUGGUAUGCUUACCACUGUUGAAGGAGCCCUUAAGAAGGAUACAGCUCCAAUACUUUUAGUUCGAUCUUCUAAGGCUAAGAAAAAGCCCAAGAAGAAGCAGAAUAAAAAGAAGGCACUAAAGCCCAAUGGAGGUGUAACUAAAGAAAAUUGUACCUAUCACCACUGUGGCAAAGAUGGCCACUAG
Molecule: messenger RNA, 516 nt
Organism: Jatropha curcas
Lineage: Eukaryota; Viridiplantae; Streptophyta; Magnoliopsida; Malpighiales; Euphorbiaceae
Source: RefSeq, a predicted model, not a curated record